Rhizophagus irregularis DAOM 181602=DAOM 197198 is the source of this 959-nucleotide messenger RNA. Lineage: Eukaryota; Fungi; Glomeromycota; Glomeromycetes; Glomerales; Glomeraceae. The record is from RefSeq and is a predicted model, not a curated record.
AAGGCAAAACAUUACGCAAAUAAGGUAUGAAUAUUUCGGUUGCGCCUUCAGAGAAUAUCCAAUUCCUCGUUCAGGUUUUCUGAAGGUCUUAUUAGCAAUACGGGAAUGCGAACAACAUAAAUUUUCGGUGGGGGCUCUACUAACUGACGCUGAUGACCAUUUUUUUCUAUCCAGAAUAUCGAUGAUUGGGGCAAUAAAACCGAAUCGUGGAGUGGGAUUAUGUGGGUAAACGAAGUCCUUAGACAUUACAUCAUUUCUCGCGGCUACGAGCCAAAUCAUGUAAUUUAUUUGUAUCCUGUAUCAAUAAAGGUAGAUCUGGUCAAUUCACAUGUACACAUUCGUGGAAUUUACUGAAUUAAUAAUAGAUUUACAUUUUAUUCGUCAUAUAAUUGUAUUCAUGUUAAUUCGCCACCAUAAAUCAUUUUCGGUUCACUUUUCGAAAAUUAAAAAUUUAUUUCAGACUAUUUUAUUCAACCUUUCGCCAUUCACUCAUCUCGGUUUAAUCUUUUAUUUCAUAUUUUUUGUAUCGUCGCAAAAGUUUAAUCUCGUAUUUUUUUUUCUAAAAAAAAAUCUACUUUAUUAAUUAUUUUUUCCUCUCCUUCCGAUAAGAGAGAUGCUUCGUGAUGGCGACACAUUACAAUCUGCACGAGACAUAUCUGGUCUGUUGAACUAAUGCGAACAAAAUUCUCCAAUUAUUGUGAACACUAUUAUGAGAUAAUGAAGUAAAUGAUCUCAGAAAACCGAGAAUAUCUGAUAACACGAGAAAUGAUUCAUCCAGACUAUGAUCUUCUGGAAUAGAUCCUCAUACUAGUUCUCUACAAAAAGAAUCUUAAUCUCGUUCCUUUUUUGUCCUCAUCAAACACGACAACACCCUCGUUCUCAUUUUGUUAUUCUAAUUCUCGUUUUCGUUGUUCUCACCUUCGUUUUUUUCGAUCAUAAGUGUUGACACUUUUUAUACU